GGAAAGGGUUUGAAUGGAUGUUGGUGAGAAGAGGGAUAUGUUCAGAAGUAGAGAAUUUGAGCUCCAAGAAUGGAUCAAACAAUGUGAUGCCAGGAUUUUAAGAAGCCUUUAUUACUGGCUCAAAGAGCAAGAAAUAAUAGUGAAACAAUCUGGUUCAGAUUCUGUCACACAUUUGAAAUUUAAGAAUCUUUUUAUAUAUUUUGGCAUUCCGGAAUAUGUUAAAUCUACAAAGAAACUUUGCUCUUUGGCAUUUUAUGAGACUGAACUGACAUUAUUAGAAGACUUCAAGCAGAAAGAUAAGAAUGUGACAAGUUUUCUUAAUUUAUCAUUUCCUCAUCAAGCUGAUAUUUUCAGAAUGGUUUUUAAUAUGGAUAACCAUCCCAAUAUUGGCUUUUAUUUGAAACAGAUCUGAAGAAUAAGCCCAAGAGUACUUAAAGAGAUAAGUUUGCAUAAAUUCAAAAUUAAUAAACAACAGUUUGAAAGGUUGAUAGUCUCCUUUAAGCAUAUUGAAGGUCUUGGAUUGGAUUCUUGCAAGCUCUCUAUUACUGCUCCUUCUGAUUUCUCAGAAUCCCUUAAAAACGCUAAAAUUUGAAAAAUUAAUCUUGCGUAUUGAGGAUGGAUAACCAAUAGCGAUUGGAGGAAUAAACCCAAUGAAUUUGCACACAUAAUCAAAGGAUUUUCUACCUCUCCAGAUCUAAAGCUCAGUCUCAAAAUGAUCAAUUUAUUCAACUGUCAAAUUAGUAGACUGCAAGUCAAGUCUCUCAAGAAAGAAUACGGACUCGAAGAGAUAAAAUUUCUGCUCUAA
Moneuplotes crassus is the source of this 805-nucleotide messenger RNA. Lineage: Eukaryota; Ciliophora; Spirotrichea; Euplotida; Euplotidae. The record is from the annotation of a GenBank genome assembly.